CUUGCGCAUCGGUUCGUGACACUGGACCUCAGUCCGUCAGAGCACGCCGAACCGAACGGACGUGAUGGCUCGCUCCACAAUUUGUUUAUUUAUUGUUAUCGCGCUAUGCGUCGUGGACCGAGGUGCAUCAUACAAAGUUCCACCAGCAAAAUUGGAAGCCAUCUAUCCUAAAGGCCUUAGGGUUUCUGUUCCAGACGAUGGAUUCUCGCUUUUCGCAUUUCACGGAAACCUCAACCAAGAAAUGGAAGGAUUAGAAGCUGGGCAAUGGGCUCGUGACAUCACUAAACCCAAGAAUGGAACCUGGUAUUUUAGAGAUAGAAAUGCUGAACUGAAACUUGGAGACAAGAUAUAUUUCUGGACUUAUGUCAUCAAGAAUGGGUUGGGUUAUCGGCAGGAUGAUGGAGAAUGGACUGUUACUGGAUUUGUAAACGAAGAUGGAACUCCAGUAGAUCCAUCGGUUGCUCCGACGUUACCAACAGAAGCGCCUCCUAACCAGCCAACUGCAGCUCCACCCCCUAAGCGUCCUACCGCCGCCCCCCCAGUACAAUGCCAGCCUUCUGCCACAACGGUAGCCGGCCGUGGAGCCAUCUGCCAGGGUGCUCUCAUUUUUGAUGAAGAGUUCAGCAACUCUGCGCUAAAAGACCUCAACAGCUGGAGUGCUGAGAUCAGGUUUCCUGAAGAACCGGACUACCCUUUCAACGUAUACAUACCAGACAACACAAUCAGUUUCGAGGAUGGUUCCCUAGUCAUCACACCAGUCCUGACAGAAUCUAUGCAUCAUGAGGGAUUUCUCGUCGAGUCUUUAGACCUUUCUAACAGGUGUACUGGUCAGUUGGGCACAACAGAAUGCAGACGGGAGGCGUCCGGUGCCCAAAUUCUACCACCAGUAACUACUGGCAAGAUCACCACACGCCACAGGUUCGGCUUUAAGUUUGGGAGGAUCGAAGUCAGAGCCAAACUGCCAGCGGGCAGCUGGCUAAUACCUGAAAUUAACUUGGAGCCUACAGAAAAUGUGUACGGAUCCCUCCGCUAUGAGUCAGGGCUGAUGCGUAUAGCCUUCGCUAGAGGGAACCCAAGUCUUGCUAAAAAGCUGUACGGCGGACCCAUCCUGUCUGACUCUGAUCCCUUCAGGUCCUUACUGAUGAAGGAAAAAAUUGGAAUUGACAACUGGAACAAGGAUUACCAUAAUUACACUAUGAUUUGGAGGCCAAAUGGUCUUCAGCUUUUCGUGGACGGUGAGCAGUAUGGAAACAUCGAUCCUGGCGAUGGUUUCUUUUCCACCGCUCGGCAGCAUGCAGUUCCUCAUGCCUCUAAUUGGCUGAGAGGAACUGUCAUGGCCCCUCUUGACGAAACGUUCUACAUAUCUCUGGGUCUUCGCGUGGGAGGUGUCCAUGAUUUCGCUGAUGACAUUCCUGAAAAGCCCUGGAGGAACCGAGGCAGUAAGGCGAUGUUGGACUUCUGGAAAAACAAGGCAACCUGGCACCCUUCUUGGUAUAAUACCAACUUGAAAGUGGACUAUGUAAAAGUUUUCGCCUUAUAGACAUUGUAUUUAAAAUUUUGAUCUGUGAUGUUUUUGAGAUUAAAAUGUAAUCAAUUUACUUAUAUGAAUAAGAAUGAAUAAUUAAAUGAUAAUUUUG
Molecule: messenger RNA, 1637 nt
Organism: Spodoptera exigua (beet armyworm)
Lineage: Eukaryota; Metazoa; Arthropoda; Insecta; Lepidoptera; Noctuidae
Source: the annotation of a GenBank genome assembly